Messenger RNA from Otolemur garnettii (small-eared galago), 775 nucleotides. RefSeq names its product eukaryotic translation initiation factor 1A, X-chromosomal-like. Gene Ontology annotation, molecular function: translation initiation factor activity; RNA binding. The record is from RefSeq and is a predicted model, not a curated record. The coding region runs from base 99 to 533 and encodes 144 amino acids. The transcript has a single exon. Gene Ontology annotation, biological process: translational initiation. NCBI's taxonomy places the organism in Eukaryota, Metazoa, Chordata, Mammalia, Primates, Galagidae. Gene Ontology annotation, cellular component: cytoplasm.
UCGUGUUCGCUAUACCUGCAACUGCUUAGUUAACCGCUCUCAACUCGUUCGUAGCAACCGAAAGGAAUCACAGGUCCUACAAGGCCUCUAACACAGCCAUGCCCAAGAAUAAAGGUAAAGGAGGUAAAAACAGACAUAGGGGUAAGAAUGAGAAUGAAUCUGAAAAAAGAGAAUUGGUAUUUAAAGAGGAUGGGCAAGAGUAUGCUCAGGUAAUAAAAAUGUUGGCAAAUGGACGAUUAGAAGCAAUGUGCUUUGAUGGUGUAAAGAGGUUAUGCCACAUCAGAGGAAAACUGAGAAAGAAGGUUUGGAUAAAUACCUCAGACAUUAUAUUGGUUGGUCUACAAGACUAUCAGGAUAACAAAGCCGACGUCAUUUUAAAGUACAAUGCAGAUGAAGCAAGAAGUCUGAAGGCAUAUAGAGAGCUUCCGGAACAUGCUAAAAUUAAUGAAACAGAUACAUUUGGUCCUGGAGAUGAUGAUGAAAUCCAAUCUGAUGAUAUUGGAGAUGAUGAUGAAGACAUUGAUGAGAUUUGAAGUGAACUCAAUGUUCUACAUUCCAACUUUUCUGAGGAUGGUUCUACGGCUGGGAUUUUGGCUGUCACCUGUUAAGAAGACUGAAAUUUUUUGGCACAUAGUAUUUUAGAGUAUAGUUUUUGAAAACUAUUUCCAUUCUUUUAAAGUACUUACUGUAUUUCUUUAAAAGCUGAGGAUGUUGAAUUAUCUUAAGUGAAAUGUUAAUAUCUUCUGUUUUGAUGGAUUGGAAUUUAAGGUUAAAA